This is a messenger RNA of Culex quinquefasciatus (southern house mosquito), 1175 nucleotides long. RefSeq lists its product as uncharacterized. Gene Ontology annotation, cellular component: nucleus. The record is from RefSeq and is a predicted model, not a curated record. Gene Ontology annotation, biological process: negative regulation of DNA replication; negative regulation of cell cycle. The transcript has 3 exons. Lineage: Eukaryota; Metazoa; Arthropoda; Insecta; Diptera; Culicidae. Bases 129 to 770 code for a protein of 213 amino acids.
UACAGCAAGUUGGACAGUUCAGUUUAGGCGCAAUUUUCCCGGCUGUCGGUGGGACGCUGACUACAAAAAUAAAAACAGAAAAAAAUAAUAAUCAGCAAAAGUAGUUGCAAAAAAAAUAUCGCCCCGAAAUGUCCGCACAAAGUGUUAAAAUCGUCAUCCCGGUGGAAUCCAGUGCAGAGCAGGAGGUAGAGCACCAACGAAACUCGCGCAAGAUGCUAAAGGAGGUUCAGAACAGUUCCGCCAUGAACAAGGAAAAUGUCAUCAAGUCGGUGUUGGGCUCGAAGCUGCCGGCCUUCAUGGCCCACAAGGAGCUGGCCAAAAAGACACUGUUUGUCGACCCGGCGGAGGCCGCCAUCGAGCUGAAGCGCAAAAAGAUGGUCCAGUCCCAGUCGAGCCAGACGUCGCCGGAGAAGGCGUCCGGCUCGAAGCCGACCAUCACCGAGGAGGACCUGACCUCAGUCGAAGGUCCCAGCCAGCAGUACUGGGAGGUGCUGGCCGAGAAGCGACGCGCCGCCCUCGAGGAGUCCCUCUCGGAGAACAUGGACCUGUACGAGAAGCUUUCGUCGCUCGAGGAGGAACUCAGCACGUCCAAGCAGAUGCUGCAGGAGUCGCGCAAUCUCGUCGAAGUGCUGACCGAGCUGCUGCAGGAGGGCGAAGCCGAGAAGGAGGAAGCCGCUGCGGUUGGGAAGCACGGCGGCGGAGCCAGCUUGGAGGACGACAGUGGCGUCGUGCCGGAAGUUCCGAGCGACGACGACGACGAUUCGCUGUGAGUUGGAAACUCUAUCUUUAUUUUUUUGUAAAUAGUUGAAUUUGAACGAUUCUCAGGAUUGUUAAAAGCUGCUCACUGCCAGACCUUCAUUCAUUCAAACAUUAAUAACUAUUACCAUCACCUUUUCAUCUCAUCAUCUCAUUUUUUACGAAUAUUUUGUGUUUUGAACAGAAGAAUGUUUUCACGUUUACUUUUUUUCCUCCAAAAAGGAUCGUUGUUAGGUUUAGUUUUGCGUGACGAAUACAAUACAAGGCGUUGUAGUUCUUACUUUCACAAUUUUAAGCAAAGCCAUUCAAAAAAAAGGGCAAAGAUUAAUAAUGAACAUGCAGUUAAUGCCUUCAUGGAUGGACUGUUUGUCUACACUUUUUUCUUUGGUUCAUAAAAAUUUGUUUUGCUUGAAUUGAAA